This is a messenger RNA of Galeopterus variegatus (Sunda flying lemur), 2109 nucleotides long. RefSeq names its product eomesodermin (gene EOMES). Lineage: Eukaryota; Metazoa; Chordata; Mammalia; Dermoptera; Cynocephalidae. Gene Ontology annotation, biological process: positive regulation of DNA-templated transcription; CD8-positive, alpha-beta T cell differentiation involved in immune response; regulation of transcription by RNA polymerase II. Gene Ontology annotation, cellular component: nucleus. Gene Ontology annotation, molecular function: RNA polymerase II cis-regulatory region sequence-specific DNA binding; DNA-binding transcription factor activity, RNA polymerase II-specific. The coding region runs from base 1 to 2022 and encodes 673 amino acids. The transcript has 7 exons. The record is from RefSeq and is a predicted model, not a curated record.
AUGCAGUUAGGGGAGCAGCUCUUGGUGAGCUCGGUGAACCUGCCCGGAGCGCACUUCUACCCGCUGGAGAGUGCGCGAGGGGGCGGCAGUGGGAGCGCAGGACACCUCCCGGGCGCGGCCCCCUCGCCUCAGAGGCUGGACUUAGACAAAGCAUCCAAGAAGUUCUCGGCCAGUCUCUCCUGCGAGCCGGGGAGCGGGGAGCCAGCAACCGCCAGCGCGGGGGGCCCCGCGGCCAUGCUAAGUGACGCCGACGCCGGGGACGCCUUUGCCAGCGCCACGGCAGUGUCCAAGCCAGGGCCCCCGGACGGCCGCAAGGGCUCCCCCUGCGGGGAGGAGGAGCUGCCCUCCGCCGCUGUCGCCGCCGCGGCUGCUGCCACCGCGCGCUACUCCAUGGACAGCCUGAGCUCGGAGCGCUACUACCUGCAGUCCCCCGGGCCUCAGGGCUCUGAGCUAGCUGCGCCCUGUUCGCUCUUCCCGUACCAGGCGGCGGCCGGGGCGCCCCAUGGAUCUGUGUACCCGGCUCCCAACGGGGCGCGCUACCCCUACGGCUCCAUGCUGCCCCCCGGCGGCUUCCCCAGCAGCGGCCCAGGCACCUAUCAGUACAGCCAGGGGGCUCCGCUCUACGGACCGUACCCUGGGGCGGCAGCGGCCGGAUCUUGCGGAGGAUUGGGGGGCCUGGGGGUUCCCGGUGCCGGCUUCCGCGCCCACGUCUACCUGUGCAAUCGGCCUCUGUGGCUCAAAUUCCACCGUCACCAAACUGAGAUGAUCAUUACGAAACAGGGCAGGCGCAUGUUUCCUUUCUUGAGCUUCAACAUAAACGGACUCAAUCCCACCGCCCACUACAACGUGUUCGUGGAGGUGGUGCUGGCGGACCCCAACCACUGGCGCUUCCAAGGGGGCAAGUGGGUGACCUGCGGCAAAGCCGACAAUAACAUGCAGGGCAACAAAAUGUAUGUUCACCCAGAGUCUCCUAAUACUGGUUCCCACUGGAUGAGACAGGAAAUUUCCUUUGGGAAAUUAAAACUCACCAAUAACAAAGGCGCAAAUAACAACAACACCCAGAUGAUAGUCUUACAGUCUUUACACAAAUACCAACCACGACUGCACAUCGUUGAAGUCACAGAGGAUGGCGUGGAAGACUUGAAUGAGCCCUCAAAGACCCAGACCUUUACCUUCUCAGAAACACAAUUCAUUGCAGUGACUGCCUACCAAAACACUGAUAUUACUCAACUAAAGAUUGAUCAUAACCCCUUUGCAAAAGGCUUCAGGGACAACUAUGAUUCCAUGUACACCGCUUCAGAAAAUGACAGGUUAACUCCAUCUCCCACGGAUUCUCCUAGAUCCCAUCAGAUUGUCCCUGGAGGUCGGUACGGCGUUCAGUCCUUCUUCCCGGAGCCCUUUGUCAACACUUUACCUCAAGCCCGAUAUUAUAAUGGCGAGAGAACCGUGCCACAGACCAACGGCCUCCUUUCACCCCAACAGAGCGAAGAGGUGGCCAACCCUCCCCAGCGGUGGCUUGUCACGCCUGUCCAGCAACCUGGGACCAACAAACUAGACAUCGGUUCCUAUGAAUCUGAAUACACUUCCAGCACCUUGCUCCCAUAUGGUAUUAAAUCCUUACCCCUCCAGACGUCCCAUGCCCUGGGGUAUUACCCUGAUCCAACAUUCCCUGCAAUGGCAGGGUGGGGAGGUCGAGGUUCUUAUCAGAGGAAGAUGGCAGCUGGACUACCAUGGACCUCCAGAACAAGCCCCCCUGUGUUCUCUGAAGAUCAUCUCUCAAAGGAGAAAGUCAAAGAGGAAAUUGGCUCUUCUUGGAUAGAGACACCCCCUUCCAUCAAGUCUCUAGAUUCCAAUGAUUCGGGGGUAUACACCAGUGCUUGCAAGCGAAGGCGGCUGUCUCCUAGCACCUCCAGUAAUGAAAAUUCUCCCUCCAUAAAGUGUGAGGACAUUAAUGCUGAAGAGUACAGUAAAGACACCUCCAAGGGCAUGGGGGGGUAUUAUGCUUUUUACACAACUCCCUAAAGAGUUAUUUUAACCUCAUAAAAAUUAGCUAACUUUUUGCAGAUGGACUUGGUGUUUUUUGUUGUCUUCUUUGCCUAGGUUGCCAAA